ACACCUCCCUGCUAUGCUUUCAACUAUCGUGAAUCCGACGGUUCAUGCCAGCUGGUUCUCAAUGGGAAAAGUGACCUUGUGGAGGACAACGGAUUUACAUCCUACGUUCAGAGACUGUGCCUGACGGAGCAUCCAAAGAUUCAGAACGCCAAGGUAUCCUUCGAGGAUUGGAGCGGAGAAUACCCAGCUCCACCGGGUGGAAGGGUUAUUCUCCGUUGUCCGCAUUCCGAAGGAUUCUCUGAUGGUUCUCAACUCCACAUGGCUGAAUGCUCUUCUUCAUUAUCUGAUUAUUGGUGCAGCUCCUUCAAGGAAGACAUCAUAACCUGUAAGAAUGUCGAACUCAAGACACCUCCCUGCUAUGCUUUCAACUAUCGUGAAUCCGACGGUUCAUGCCAGCUGGUUCUCAAUGGGAAAAGUGACCUUGUGGAGGACAACGGAUUUACAUCCUACGUUCAGAGACUGUGCCUGACGGAGCAUCCAAAGAUUCAGAACGCCAAGGUAUCCUUCGAGGAUUGGAGCGGAGAAUACCCAGCUCCACCGGGUAAGUCGCUGCUUAAGUAUCCGGAAUGCAUGUUGACAGAAAAGGGAAGAGAAUACGUAGGGAAGGUGAGUAAGACGACAUCAGGAAAGGAGUGUCUGAGAUGGGACACUCAGCCAUACGGAACGCCCGAUGAUUUUCUCAAAGACGUCACGUAUUUUGACCACUUCUCCAACCUUGAUACCUGGUCUCAGAAGAACUACUGUCGCAAUCCAUCUGGAAGGGAGAGGCCAUGGUGUUUCGUCAUGGACGCUGUUGAAUGGGAAUAUUGUGAUAUCCCCAUGUGCACGGAUGGAGAUCCUCAAGAGUGCAAGAUAACUCAAAAGGGUGGUGAAUACAUUGGAAUGAAGAGUGUGAGCCAUUCAGGAUCGACAUGCCAACCAUGGGAGAUACCUUGGAGAAUUACAGUGCCUGGAAUGGGGACGUUCUUUUCACCGAGAUUUCCGGAUUACAAAGAAACUGCGGAGACACACAACUUCUGCCGCAACCCUGAUGGAGACGUCGCUCCUUGGUGUUACAUUGAAAACAGAAAUCGUACCUUUGAAUUCUGUGACAUUCCCUUUUGCGAGAUAGAAGAAGUUCAAGUUGGACCCGAGGAGAGCGAGUAUCCAGAAUGCAGACUGACGGAGAAAGGUAAGGAAUAUUUUGGGACAAAGGAUGUGACAGAAACGGGAAAGCCUUGCCUCAAUUGGAAAUCUCAGCCAUACGGAAUGCCAUGGGAUUUCUUCAAUCAGGAAAUGGUUUAUUCGGAUCACUUCAUCAACGUUGACCCUGCAAUCCACAAGAAUUACUGCCGGAAUCCUGCUCUGUACAGAGAAAAGCCAUGGUGCUUCGUCGCUGACUCAGACAUAGAGUGGGAGUACUGCGACAUACCCUUCUGUCAUAAACUCGAAAAGCCAUGGUGCUUCGUCGCUGACUCAGACAUAGAGUGGGAGUACUGCGACAUUCCCUUCUGUCAUAAACUCGGUGCGUCCCUCAAUAGAAUCGGAGAGAAGUUGGCUGCUUCAGAAAUUGAGUAUCAUUAUUCUUCUCUUUUAGAGCCGCCCGAAUGCAAGCUGACGCGAAGCGGCGAGCCGCCCGAAUGCAAGCUGACGCGAAGCGGCGGUGAAUAUGUCGGAAGGCGGAAUACGACCAUAUCGGGAUAUCCGUGCCAACAUUGGCUGACAAGAUUUCCAAAUGAUCAGAUAUUGAUUACAAAGACACUAUCAGCAUUUCCCGAUGAAGUUGAUGGGAGCCACAACUUUUGCCGCAACCCUGAUAGCACAGGCCAUGGUCCAUGGUGUUAUUCUUCUGAAUCAGAGAACACGUUCGCAUGGGAAUAUUGCGAUGUUCCUUUUUGUCAUCGGACAGGAGAAGAAUGCGAUGUUCGUGUCUCGGGAAAUUGCAUAAGUAAGUCACUGCAUGAGUAUCCGGAAUGCCUGUUGACAGAAAAGGGAAGAGAAUACGUAGGGAAGGUGAGUAAGACGACAUCAGGAAAGGAGUGUCUGAGAUGGGACACUCAGCCAUACGGAACGCCCGAUGAUUUUCUCAAAGACGUCACGUAUUUUGACCACUUCUCCAACCUUGAUACCUGGUCUCAGAAGAACUACUGUCGCAAUCCAUCUGGAAGGGAGAGGCCAUGGUGUUUCGUCAUGGACGCUGUUGAAUGGGAAUAUUGUGAUAUCCCCAUGUGCACGGAUAAGCAACGGGACAUGGGAGUGCAAGAGAAGCGAAAAAAAGGCCUGGAAUGGCCGGUAACUGAAGCCAGGCCUUCUGAUUACCGGUGUGCCCCUAUAGUGUGUAUCAUGUCUCAGAAGAACUACUGUCGCAAUCCAUCUGGAAGGGAGAGGCCAUGGUGUUUCGUCAUGGACGCUGUUGAAUGGGAAUAUUGUGAUAUCCCCAUGUGCACGGAUAAGGACCCUCCAGAGUGCAAGAUAACUCAAAAGGGUGGUGAAUACAUUGGAAGGAAGAGUGUGAGCCAUUCAGGAUCAACAUGCCAAUCUUGGGGGAUACAUUGGAGAAUUACAAUACCAGGAAUGGGGACGUUCUUUUCACCGAGAUUUCCGGAUUACAAAGAAACUGCGGAGACACACAACUUCUGCCGCAACCCUAAUGGAGACGUCGCUCCUUGGUGUUACAUUGAAAACAGAAAUCGUAACUUUGAAUUCUGUGACAUUCCCUUUUGCGAGAUAGAAGAAGUUCAAGUUGGACCCGAGGAGAGCGAGUAUCCAGAAUGCAGACUGACGGAGAAAGGUAAAGAAUAUAUUGGGACAAAGGAUGUGACAGAAACGGGAAAGCCUUGCCUUAAUUGGGACUCUCAGCUGUAUGGAAUUCCAUGGGAUUUCUUCAAUCAGAAAAUUGUCUAUUCGGAUCACUUCAUCAACGUUGAUCCCGCAAUCCAUAAGAAUUACUGCCGGAAUCCUGCUCUGUAUAGAGAAAAGCCAUGGUGCUUCGUCGCUGACUCAGACAUAGAGUGGGAGUACUGCGACAUUCCCUUCUGUCAUAAACUCGAGCCGCCCGAAUGCAAGCUGACGCGAAGCGGCGGUGAAUAUGUAGGAAGGCGGAAUACGACCAUAUCGGGAUAUCCGUGCCAAUAUUGGCUGACAAGAUUUCCAAAUGAUCACACAUUGGUUAUCGAUUCACUAUCAGCAUUUCCCGAUGAAGUUGAUGGGAGCCACAACUUUUGCCGCAACCCUGAUAGCACAGGCCAUGGUCCAUGGUGUAAUACUUGGCAAUCGGACACCUUGAUCGGCUGGGAGUAUUGCGAUGUUCCUUUUUGUCAUCGGACAGAAGAACCAUGCGAUGUUCGUGUCUCGGGAAAUUGCAUAAGUCCAUUGGAGUGCAAAACUAACAGAAAAGGAGACGGGUAUAUCGGAACCAAGAACAUUACCGCAUCCGGCCACACGUGCAUGCCAUGGAUGAAGAGGCCUAGUUUUGAAGUAACUUCAUUUUUCUAUGUGCAAUAUAAAUUAUUCCCCGACGAUUUGCAUCCUUCUCACAACUUUUGUCGAAAUCCAAAUGGAGACAAGAAUGGACAUUGGUGUUAUUAUGGACCUGGAACUGUUGCCGUCAUGGAUUAUUGUGAUAUCAAAGAUUGCUGA
Molecule: messenger RNA, 3618 nt
Organism: Darwinula stevensoni
Lineage: Eukaryota; Metazoa; Arthropoda; Ostracoda; Podocopida; Darwinulidae
Source: the annotation of a GenBank genome assembly